Xyrichtys novacula (pearly razorfish) is the source of this 19194-nucleotide messenger RNA. The record is from the annotation of a GenBank genome assembly. Lineage: Eukaryota; Metazoa; Chordata; Actinopteri; Labriformes; Labridae.
AUGGUCAUGACUCUAACUGGAUCAAAAGUAAAUAAAAUGUACAAUAACUGAAAGUCAUUUUCUCUCGUGUGAAGGUGAGAACAUAAUCCUUCAGGUACACUGUGGCUGUAGCAGAACAACUAAUAAGCUGUUAAAUAAAUGUAACCACCAGGUGUCAGCAUUUUACCUGAUUUGAUUACACAAUAGGUAGAUUUAGCAGCACUGACACACUUAUACAGUACACGCAAUACAAUGGCAUGCAUAAGUGUAGAAAGCACAUCUAUCCACACAUGGAAACAAAACAUUUCUGCAGCAGAUGUUUAUCAUAUAAAUUAACUGGUAUAGCAGGCUGUUUGUUUAAAAAGGUGAGGUCACCAAAGUCACUUUUCUCUGCUUCCUGAUUAAAGUUCUCUAGAUAUUUCCCACUCAAUGCUGACUUAAAAUGUUAGCUGAAUUACUUUUGGAAAAACUUACUAUGUGGUUUACAAAUAAUCAUGUCCCCAAUGUUGCCAAUUUUUUAGUUCGGUUUGCAGUUAUCAAUGGGAUGUGAAGUCUGAGAAAAUAACCUCUGUAUGUUAUGUGGAUGUAAAACUUAAAGUACAAAGUGUGGGAACAAGGGGUGAAAGUACUAAUUCAGUACAAUGACUAUUGUUAAAUAAUAACUUUAUUUUUAUAGCACUUUUACAAACAGAAGUUAACAAAGUGCUUUGACAAACAGUCAUAAAGCACAUGGAAAUAAAAAACAAAAGCUCAGUUAAAAACCAGGCCUCCAAAUUGAAGGCCAAUAAUAUCAUUUGUCAUGAGAAACCCAGACAAUACAAGAACCCUACAACAUAAAAUGAGACCAUAAUAACCAAAAUAAAAACAUAAGAUAGGUAAGAAAAAGAAAUGUAAUAAAAAGGGGGGUAGAAAGCAAGGAACGGGAUUGUAAGUAUAAAAAGAGGAUAUUAUUAAUGAUAAUAAAGUCAUAAUGAUGGUAAAAUGGAAUAACAAAAAUGAGCAGGAAAAAACAAUAACAUCAAUAAAAGGCCUAAAAUGUUAAAUAAGACAAGAUUAUAAGUAAAACAAAGGCUAAAAGGGCAAUAAGUCAAAAUAAGAAAGAAGAGAAAUAAAUAAAUAAACGCAGCAUAACUCUUACUUAAAGCACUUAUUUAUUCCACCAUGAUAUGUUAAACAAUGUCAUUAAUUAGUAUGCAGUUUAAGUGUGCUGUAUUAAAAAAGAAAAUCACGGAGGAGCGUUUGCUUCCGGAGCAGCGUCCCCCGGUUCCCCCUAUUCCAGAGAACAGCGGCAUCUGAGAGGGAGGAGGAGAGAAGGAAAACGGUGAGAGGAAAACGGAGGGGAGGGGAGAAAAGACAGGAGGAGCGCAGCAACGAAGAGGACGGGAACACACUGGAGAGGGAGGUGAGUUAAUGUGGUAUGCUGAGAAUUUUCGCUUGAAUUCAGGAGUUGUGUCCGUCGCCGCACCGCUGCAGUCGUCCUCUGCAUUGUAUCGAGUGGAAACGUGAGUAACUUUCCAUGUUCUUUCGGGCGUCGCAUUGCCUUGGCAUCCGAGGGCCCCGUUGUGUUGCAAACAAGUCGGGAAGGUGGGGGGAGAGGAGAUUGGGAGGCUGCGGCGGCGGCGGCAGAUGGGGGCAUUUAAAGGACCCAGCGUGUGCUCUUUUGACUUCAUGUCAAGGAUUUUGUUCUACCGGAGAGGAAGGUUCAACGAGUCCUCGCUUGGAGUAUCAGGGACUGUAAGUGGCGGCGGCGGCGCGGUAACAACCGUCGGAACGAUCUCGCGAUCAGCCAGUCGUUGACCACCGCUGCGCUUUAAGGCUAGCUAACCAUAGGUGAAAGAAAUGUUUGAGUGUGGAAAACCCAAUUGCUAUUACAUUAACAAUUAGUAGUUCCAAAUUAACAUCUGAAAACUCUUAAACCUCUACUUUCUGUAUAUUGGUAAUGUAGUACUGCAUCUCCACAACGUGCGGUAAGUAAACUGACCUGCAGUCGACUGGAAGUUAACCGAUCACCGUAUGAGGAGUAAAGUACUCGCUGUUCAUACUUCGCUGAAGUAACCAAGUUUUUUGGCACUUCUUAACAUGAUAUAAACUUAUAACUGUUGUCAUAAUCUUGACAUUUUUAUGAGGGUAAACUUACACGAACCAGCGAGUUAACCCUUAGAACUCACAGCCAUAUUUUGCUAUUUUAUAGACAUCUGUUUUUUUUUUUCAGGACAACCUCAGCUGUCAGUUUAUGGGUGCUAAAGUUAUGUAACAUGAAUGUGACAGGUAGAUUCAGAACCAUCAAAGUCAACCUAAAAACAAAAACGGAAAUUGAUACCAACAGUACUUUGCACAAAAACACAUAAAUCUACAGUGACCAAGCCUUUUCUCAUCUGCACAUCAUUCUCUCAAGUCUUGGCUAUCAGGAGAAGACAUAUUGGGAUUGGAACAAACACACAACAGAAACUAUUUACAUACUAUUUACACUAAUUCUUCCAGGCAUUUUCUGCUAUUUACAGUUGUUUUUGCCACUCCUGGGAUGAGACAGAGGACCACAUGAUACAGCUUAUAUUCUCUUCUUUGCUUGUUUCCAAGCAUUGAGGACCAUUAUUUCUUAUUUUGUCGACCAGCUGGGAACUUUCUUGUCUCUUGUUGAUCUUUGGUUGCCUCUUAUUGGACACUACCGUCAAGGGAACAAUAGAAGAAGAAUAUGAGAUGAAAGUUGGUCGAAAGUUUGACAGAAAAAGAUGUCAUCAGAACAGCUUGUCAAACCCGGAGGAAAUUAGCAACAGCGAUAGCGACCUUUUUUAUCACAACAAUAUGAUAAAUAAUCAUGUUUUCACCGGUAUAUCACUGCGGAUUUACCAUCAAACAUCUCUGAUCAAACACCAAUUUUUGUUGCUGGAUUGUAAACCUGGUGGCAGGUUUAGAAAUGCCUAGAAACCCUUGAUAGAUCGCCAAAAGGGUAAGCUUUUGAACACUUUUCAUCCCAUAGAGAUACAUGGUAUAGUUCCUGAGAAACUGUAAACAAUAUUAAUGGUGCACGUGAAUUUGUACAAUAAACUCUCUGGAGAUGCUAAGUUUGAACCCCUUCUACUACCUCCACCACAUAAAUGUAAUUUAUUUGAAAUACAGGUGUAGGCAAAUGAUCUUUUUUAACAGCUCCGCAGAUGAAAACAAAAAAAGACACUUAAGUUUUUGGUCAGAGAAAAAGUGGAGAAACCUAAACUAUGAAACCUGUAGAAACAAGACUUGGCAGAGUGUGGCCUUUUUUUGUUAAGUUAAUUCGUUAAACAAUCAGUCCAUAGCUUUGACUGAUGUCCUAUUACUUGUUGUCAAUAGACUAAUUGUUUCUGAACCCAAGCCUGAAAGGUGGGUUUAUCCAAUUGUCUGGUUCCUCCUCAGAGAUUCACCAGCUCCUGGCUCCAGGCUGUGUCCUCUGCCUCCUUCCAUGCACGUCUCUUUGCUUCAGGGCAACAAUUUAAUUGAUAAAGAGGUUCUUUGUGAGACAAACAAGCAUAAAGGAGGGUAUUCUCUUGACAUGGUCACACUAAGUGGAGUAGUCUAAGGCUGUGGGCCAGGCCGGUCCCUUGGGGGUGAUGGUUGAGGCUUGUAUUGGUGCAGGGACGUAGCUAGCUAAACGUUUCCAGCCUUACUCUGCUAAUCUCUACCAGGCCCUUGAGAUAAUAUGCCUGUUUGUUUUAUAAAAGCAUGGAGCCAUUUAAUGGCUUGUUUAUGUCUUAUGAUUUAAGGAAUCUGGAGAAUGAGGCUGAAAACCUCUCCUGGUGUCAGAGAGGUAUGGAGAACAUAUAUAUGGUUCAGAUAUGUCUGUGUGAAUUAAGUCAUAAAAAGAGGUUGAAUGUUGACAGAGUUUCUGAUGAAGUUGGUGAAGGGUUAGUUCUGUUAAUGUUUGGUGAGAGCCUGCAAAGUUGUGAAAUGUAGCAAAAUGUGUGAUUUUCUGUUGACAGGAAGAGAGCUGUUGAAGACAAGUUACAGUGGACCUGUGAUUUUAAUGGAGUCUACCAUUGAGGCUUCUCUUCCUCCCUUUACUUUCCUCUCCAGUAUUUGUUUUGCAUAGAAUUUGCACUGUGACAUGUGUAUCUCUGUGUACACUUACAUUCUGUGUUGAGAGAGAGAGGGAGAGAGUACUGAAGUUGUUGCCAUGUUUAAGAAAUGUUACUACUUUUAAUCUAUAAACGGACUUGCUCACUCGCUCAAACGGAAGUACUCAUUCAUGGUAAACAGCCAGUACUAUUUUAGGCAGUGGCUGUGGUGAUUUUUACGAGGUUACAGCUGUGGGAAUUGAUCGUGACAUCUAUUAGUACAGUCCACACAUGAAUGUGUCAGUGACUGUACCACCAGAGAAGAAAUGGUGCACUGUCAUCCUUCCUCUCUCUCUCUCUUCCACCACAGCCUCCCUGCCCUGCUGGUUUACUCUUCAUCCAAACCUGGCCCUUGUCUGCAGUGUGUGGAAGAUACACGAUGUCACUGCUAAUUGCGUAGCGCCUUUGGGCUGUUAAGUUGUUUUAUAUUCUGCCCCUCUCCCUUUUUCUGCUCCCUCUUUUUUCACUCCAUUACUCUUCCCCUUUUUUCCACGCACUCUCAUCCUCCUCCCUCUCUGGCAGUUCUAUACACCACGAGCCGCUGAGUAUGGAAAAAGUGACUUGGACAUUUAAGGACUAAGUUUUGGGCCAAACACUGCGGACUGUUCUAGCGUGCUUGUUUGUUUAGCCUGGGUGUUACGAAAGUGUCUCAGUUUCAAGAUGGCCCCUCUUCUGCCAAGCUUGCUUUUACCAGAGGCAAAAUAAAGGAGACAUAUGCAUUUAAGCAUAUUGUACAUCCAGAAUGCAUUAGUAAAUAGGCAUAAAAACCUCUCAAGUAAUGUAAGCUGUCACCUCCUGAAGUCGUGAGCAUGUCAUACCCCCGAAAUCCCCCCUGAUAUCUCAGCUUGUUCCAGAGCGCUCUGCAGAUUGGAUUAUUUAUCUUACCCAGACCAUAAAUGUGUUUGUGUGUCUGUAUUUGGUGUUGGGACUUUCUUGCCUUGCGGCACCAACCUGUUAGUCUGCGUGUGGUCGAGGUCAUGCACAACAGCUGAUGGGAAAGGGUGGUGAGAGUGUGCAUGUGGGUACAUGCUUGUGUAUGUGCGUUUGAGUGUGUGUCUGUGUGUGUGUGUGUGUGUGUGUGUGUGUGAGAGCAAUCAGAUAAAGAACGCAGAGAUCCGCUAUCACCACCCUGCUUCCCCUGUGAAACAAUACUGCUGGUCCGCCCUUGACCAAACAAGUGUGCAUGUGUGUGUGUUUAUGUGUGUGUUUGUGUGUGUGUAGAGCCUGAUCAGAUUGGGCAGAUGAAUGAUGAAUUAAGACUGCAGUGUGUUUGUGUGUGUAGUCGUGGUGGUUGCGGAGGCUGAAUGUUGCGUGUGCACGUAAGUUGUCAAUCUUUGCCUCAGUCUUAUUCUCUUCACUUUCAGCCCCCUAUCGAUGCCUCUCAAUAGGGUUAUUGUGCCCACUGUCAGGCAGGGUGCAGUGUGUGUAUGUGUGUGUGUGUAUCUGUGCAUUGUUGUUGCGGGGAGCAGACAGCCGUGAGGUGUGUUUGAACAGAGAAGGAGCACAGAGGCCCUGUUCAUCCUGCAGGGUGUGAAACUGAAUGAUUGGGCCCCUUUCCAUCUGUCGCUCUGUCUAUCUGUCUCUCUGACACUCUCAGUUUUCACCCACAUGCUCAUUUUGCUUGGCAUCUUUGUUUUCUUUCUGUGUGUGUGUGUGUGUGUGUGUGAGUGUGUGUGUGUGUAGCAUGUCAGCUCCUGGCAGCCCUCUCUGAUCAGCUGCCUUCUUCCUGUCAAGUCUACCUUGUGGUUGUUGCAUCGCCAGCAUGUGUGUUAUUCUGCCUUCAAAUUACCUGUGGAAGCAGGGCAAGGACCGACAAGUUUUCCCACUCUCAAAAGGAACUUCUUACACACUAACACACACACUUACUUAAUGCUGACACACUUCCUGUACUCCACUUACUCACACACAUACACACACACACUCCCUCUCUUUUCAUUAUUUGUUUCAGAUUCUGAUGUUGUCUUUUCCGCGUCACUGCGUCUUCACAUGCAGACCCCCAUCACUCCCAUUUCAGCUGUAUAAGGGUUUUCAGAGUCCCUCUCUCGAGCUCUGAUUUUCAAACACACACACACACACACACACUAUGAAAGCCAGCAUGUGAUGAAAGGGGCUGUAAAAUCCAGAGCCCCAGGUGCCUCUGUAAAUGGGCCUACUACAGCAAGUUGAAGGAUUUCUGCUGCGGUGUCUCAAAACAAGCUCUGAUCUUACUUGAUAGUUGGUACUAGGGUUUGAUACCGCUUCAGUUUGAUUGACUCCAGUUCCACUCAUCCAUUUAAUUUCUUUUAAGAUUUUUGUUUACACAAUUCCAGUUCAUUUGUAGAGUAAAAAAAUAAAACUACAUUUGAAGUAUUUGACGUUGUGAUGCUUGUUUACCUCAACGAAAACACAAAUGUGAGUUUAACUGUGUUUUGUACCUCAGUGUGUCAAGAUGUUGCCAGAGCUGCUAAUGCUAGUGUAGCCCUGAGGUGUUUUAAGUGAGGAAGAGCACGUUGAAUCCACUGGAGCGCUCUAAAGUCACAUCUUGCUGUAGUAAUUGCUCUGUCACGUUGGACAUGCUUCCUGCCUUACUGCAUCAUUAUCUUUGUAGUGAAGCUGAGCUAAACAGUCGAUUGCUUGCAGUGGUCUUCCAUGUUUCUCUGCUCACAACUUUGUUUACAUACUGCAUCACAAGCUCGCCUACUGCUUAGUUUUGUUUGUGUUAUCACUACCAUUUUUAAGGCCAUCAAAAAAGAGUUACCACUAGGUCUGGGCGAUAAACUGAAAAUUUACAGAUACAGAAAUUUACGACAAUAACCAACGUCAUUUUGCCCAUGUCAAUAUAUUUGGUGUCAAAUCUAUUUAAUAAAUAAAAGUUGGUUUUGGAUGUGUGUAGGUAGGCUAUGGUCUCAUGUCUCGUUAAGAUGCUGUACUAUGUCGGAGACGUGACUCCACCCCAUCCAGUCCGUAACAAAGAGGGAAAGACAGGUGAGAAGAUGGAGGACGGUACAAAGGUUGUAGCGGCUGGAGCGGCUUGUGAAGUAGACAAAGUUAAUGUGGGAGGUUGUGAGCGGCUUGUGAAGUAGUUAUCGAUUAUUUAUCGUUAUCAAGGUGAACUGCUCAAUAUUGAUUGGAGGCCAUAUCGCCCAGCCCUAGUUACCACUACUUUAUCUGACUUUAUUUUGCCAAAAAAGUUGCCUCCGAAUCUUGUCAUGAAAACUGUCAAAACAAUAAAAUCUGACAUGCAGUAAUCUUGUAUGAUAUGUAACUGAUAUCAAAAGAGGAGUUACAGACAUAAAACUCCAAACAAAAGGAAAGUACGAGUACUGCUCACUCUACAGUCUAAGUGAUCUUGUUAAGCACUAUCAAUACCUUGGCACUAAUGCAGAUUGCAGCUUUCUUAACUGCAUACAUUUAAACUCAGGAGCACUUCUGCUUUCCGCCUUGUCAGCUUCUCACGACUUUAUGGCUGUUUUAUAUUCAACCAGACACACACAAACACAUGGGAUGUAUGUCAGAAAGACUUAGACAGGCUUAUUUGCACUCUCCAUAUAAUCUUAGGCUUACUAAAAGCAUUUGAUGACAGAGGAGCACUGAUGCAUUAGUUGAAUAUUUGUGGUACAGGCCAAUAUUUGUCCUGUUUGUUGACAGACAUCAUACCAUCAGCAAAUAAUGCGCAAUACACUGAUGUCAGUAGCAGGUGUCUAUCUGCAGUUUGUCACAUGGGUUAUUUAAAAAACUUAACUGCAUAAUUUUAAUGCUGGCUUGCAGACAUGAAAGUUUUCAAAUAAGUUUUUCAGAGUUAGGGCUGAAUCAUUAGUUUGAAUGCCAAUUUCAAUACUUGCCCUCGUCUUCAUACUCGAUGCAUCUCUAAUUGGCAAACCAUGAAGCAAACUAUAUAAACAAGGGCUGUACUCAACCCAAGAAGUUCUUAGUCAACUAAAACCUAGACAUUUUUUACCAUUUUUUUUUCAAUUUUUGUCAGGACUUUUCCGACUCUGAAGGCAAACCCUUCUGUGGCGGGGGACGAUGCGACUCGGAAGCUGAGCGUGGGGAAAAUUCACCGAUAUAAGCUCAAUGAAAUAAAACAAUAAAACAAAAAAAUAAGCAUCACACAAUAAAAAUAAUUAUUCAGCGAACCGCCAGAGGUAGAUUAACAUGGAUGCUCUUCAAUCCUUCUGUCUCCAGCUGGUCUUCAGUGGGUUGGGCGAAUCCAAAAUGGUGAAAACAAAGGGGGUGUUCUGAGACAGGCUGUUACCUGUGAAAUGAGGGUUCUGUGGAAACACCCCCAUUAGCAUUUGGUACUUUCCUCCUGAUGAAAUUAACCAAAACUGUAAAUUGACGCGGAAAAAAUCAAGUUGACCAUUUAGAAUUUUGGUCGACUUUAAACGUAUCGACCAAUAAGUCAACCAGUCGACUUGGACUUUACAGCCCUUAUAAGCACUUGAUUCAUGUCAUUCUUCAUAUAAAGUUAUAACAUUUAUUGUGGGGAUCAGAUUUAAAUACCCAAAUGCAAAAUGUGCAAAACUUAACUGACACUUGGGUCAAAUCUACACAGAGCGUACAGUGGCGCCAGGGUGCCUGCAGCGUUAUUAGCAUUCAUACUUGUGUGCUGAUCUGUCCGUCAUUUGUCAUUUACAUCACCAAACACUUGGUGAUGUGGGGUGGUGUUGUUUUUUUUCCUGCUCUUAAUUCAGUUUUACUUUGAAUCUUGUCGUUUAUUUUCUCUAUCGAAGGUAAAUGGUCAGUUUUGAGCUUAUAAAUCUUAAAACUUUGAAACUUUUCCUCUUGGUUGACAUGUUACGUUUACUUUUGUCGAUAGAAACUUUUCUUUCUUUGUUGUAUUAUUUUUGUCUCACUGACCCCGAGUGUGGGAAGUCUACUGUAUAAAACUCAUUCCUGUGUGAUGAAUGCAGAGGAUGACAGGUGAUAGGAAUGCUGAGUCAUGAUCUCAGUCAUUGUGGUGAGUUUGGCCCUUCACCAGAAAAGUUCCCUGAGCUUACAUCAUAUCCUGUGAUGGUGGGACUAAUAAUAAGUUAACAAUGUGGUGAGGAUGUGAUUGAGCGCCAGUUUUUUUUUUUUCAGUGAUUCAUAAAACUGCAGUAAGAAUUUGAUUGGGGUUUUGUGUAAUUUAAUGGUGUAACUUUGAUAAACCGCACUGUGAUGGAAUUUGCCUCUUGGCUUUUCUUUGCACUGCUUGGCACUCAAACCGGAGAGGCAGUCUUCGCCCUUUUGAGUGCGUCUGCUCCGAGCAGUGGUGGUGCAGUGCUGUUUCCACCAGCUGUGGGCAGUUUGCUGUAUCAUCCCCAUCCAAAAAACCAUGAAGAAUGCACUUGGAGUAAUGUUUGGAGUAUACGGAGACAUUCGGUUGAAAAGUAAAGCAGAGAAAGACGGGAAGAGAGUAAAAGAGCAGGUAUUAUGAGUGAAGAAGAGAGGAGAAGAGCGAGCGAGUGAGGAAGGGGAUUGAUUUAAAGUGUUGGAGAGGGAGCAAUCAUUGCAGUGGUGUCUGUGGUUCUUUUGGCAGAGAUGGGACAUUCCUUUUCUGAUGAGUCACUCUCCCUGAUUCCUUUUCUUUCCUCACAUCCCUUGUCCUAAAGCUGGUACCCUCCUCCUCCUCCUCCUCCUCCUCCUCCCCCUCCGUUCUGGUUUUCACAUUGUCUCUUCUUACCGUCUUCCUCCCUUCGCCAUCGCCGUUUGCAGCCUCAAAGUCAGAACUCACGAGUCCAUUAGAUCACACCAGGCUGUGAUAGCAGUACAAUCUUGUGACAUUAUCAUGGAACAGCCUGCCAGAGGCUUUCAAUGAAAUGUGAGAUAACAAGGCCAUGAUGAGCACGCACACACGCACACACACAGAGCCUGAGUAAGAGCUGUGUCGUUUGUGUCUAGACUUCCCUGUCCUCUCGGAUGUCCUGUCAAAGCUCUGCUAUAUAUAGGAUGUACACAGUCUCUCUCUCUCUCUCUCUCUGCUGCUGCUGCUUCUGCCCCUUGGCUUGGAUCUAACAGGACUUUUAUGCACAGGCUUGUCUGUAUGCCUCUCUGUGUGUUUUCAUCCAAACAAAGAAAACGGUUUAUGUGAAAGGGUGGCUUUUAUGCUGGCAUGGAAACAAGAAGAUUUUUAUUACCUGUAAUAAAAAUGAUGAGAGGCAGAACACUAAGAAAAGAUUCAUGUCAGGUGAGAGCAAUUUAAUAAUGAAAGAAAACAGUUUCAGCUUGAAGACUAAAUGCAGAGAUUUAAAGAAAACACAUGGAUGUAAGAUCAAUUUGAAUAUUCAUAUUAUAUGGCUGAUUUAUGCGCCUAGACACUAUGAGUAAGUCAUGUUUCCUCCAGGAGAUAAAAAGGGGUGUUAGAUGUGUGUGUGCUGAGAUAAAACACUAUUUUGACACUUAGUCUGCAGUUUUUUUUUAUCGACUUUACUUUUAUUUUUAUUGUCCUUUAUUCCACUGCAGCCUCCAGUAAGUGCAUAAAACUAUCGAUGCAUCCUGAAUUGCAAAAACCAUGAAAAUAUAUGAAAUAUUUACUUGCAUGACAAUUUAUUUCAGUGAUAUACCCGCAGCCGAAUCAAGUUAUAUAAUAGAAAAAUGCUUUUCCAGAAUCGAGGUAGAUGUUCCAUUGACUGAAAUGACAGAUGUCUCUGUAGCUGGAGCCAGUUGGUAGUUUGCACAUAUAGGCUUUGGAUUGUAGUGACCCCUUCAGACAAAACAGGUCAUGUUUUUCUUGGAUGUAGACUCCUUUUUCCAUUAGCACCUUUACCAACUGUUGAAAAAUGUGUUUUUGCCGAAGCAUGCUUUUUUUGUGGAAGCGAAUAAAUGGAAUACAGAGCAGCAGGAGUGGGAAUCACUAGUGGCCCCACGAUACGAUAUUAUCACGAUACUUGAGCCACGAUACGAUAUUAUCAUGAUACUUAGGCCACUAUAUGAUAUUAUUGUGAUUUUUAACACUUUGCAAUCCAGUGAGUAUUGCAGUACAAUAUAUUCCAAAUUAUACAAUUUCUUCAACUUUGUAGCUAAUUAAGUCUAAAGAGUUCAAAGUGUGCUGUUCUUAACUGUUUCUGAACUACUUUGGGACAUUUAAGAAUAAGUUUUUAUUGAUUUGUACAAAAAGAAGAAUAUAAGCACAUGACAGAUCAGAAUCCAGACGUGGCUCUUCUUGUUUUUGUUGUCAGCCUGCGCUCCUGGCCUCGUUUGUUCCCUUUAACAUCCCGUCCAGGAAAGAGCUGCGGUCUCAUUACAGCGAAGUCGCACUGACUGCUCGGCUGCCUCAUGCGUGUUCCAUAGAGGGAGCAGGCUUUAAGGGCUGAAAUGGGACUUCCCUCCUCUCUGAGUUUGCUCGGUGUCAGUAUGUUCUCGGUGUGCUCUUUCUCCCCCUCUCUCCCAGCCUCCACCCUCACCCACAGGAAAGGGGCUGGGUGAAGCUGGAAGGAAGAGAGAGAGAGAGAGAGAGAGAGAGAGAGAGAGAGAGAGAGAGAGAGGGGGGAGUUGAUGUGGGAAUAUGGGGAGAGGGGUUGCUGCACAUUCGCUCCUAAGUUUCCUAAAUAAAGGAAGUCGUCUCUUGGCUUCUGGUGCUGAAAUGUGUUGUUUCAGUGCCACAGGUUUUCACCGUCUGAAUGUGCGUGGGGUCGAAUUUCUGAGUCUGUUACAAAACACUUGAGCCCCUAGCAAUAUUUUAGCUUCCUUUGCUGGUUUUAAUUCAACAUGCUGCAAAAUCUUGCGUCAAAUUUAUGCAAUUUGAUAUUUUUGCAUUGAAAUAAGAAACUUUAUGCAAGUCCUUUGACGCCUAACAACUUUUUUCAAAUAUAAGUAGCCUAUUUGUGCAGGCCUGAGUUUCCCCAGGGUCUGUUAAUACAAUCUCUAUCACUAACCUACAUCUCAAAGGUAUGUGAGUUAGUAUAUCUGUGUUGUUGUCUGCCUCUUGUUGACCAAUUAAAGGUUAUCUGCCCCCAGUCGCCCUGACCCACCCACCAAAAAAGAGACAUGCCUCGGAUUCUUUGGCACACCCUGAAAAUUCCUCCCUGUUUUCAUUUCUUUCGUGGUCAUUUUGGCUUCUUACUCUGCUGCCUAUGGAAGCCACGCCAGCGAGAAAUGAUACCUUCAGCCAUAUGUAACAGUGCAUUGAAACGAUGGUAAAAAACCCACACUCACACACACAACAGAGACAGUAAGUGUCGAAGUGUGCUUUAUAUACACAAGUGGAAUUAUAGUGAAGCUAUUUCUGUCCGUCCUUCACACUGGCUGUACACUCCUGCUACAAGGACAAUGUAUGGCUGUGGGAGCGCGCUCAAACCACACAGUUCUCUCUGCCUGAGUGUGUGUUCCUGUGCACGAGAGGGUGCGCGAGUCUGUUUGUUUGUCGGUACACAAGACUGUUUGUUUAGGCUGCAGUCCCAGUCAUGGUGUUACUGUGUCUCUGUUAUUUCCCGUUAUUGACAAUACAAGGAUGCACACACACUCACACUGAAACACACACAGACACAUAUUAGGCCUCCUCGCUGUUCACCUCUCCUGAAUCAGAUGCUGUAUAUGGCUGGACACACACACACACACACACACAGAUUGGAGAAAUACUAUAUCUGUAGUGCACCAGACUGGGUCGGCCUGCAGGCAUCUGGUGGCUUUGUGCAGGAUUUAGUGAUUUAUGUUUUUCUUGUGUGUGUUAUUUCCACGAAAGAAAGCCUUCUUAUGCGUCAUGUAUAUAUGGCUGGCUGACAGCUAUUCAGCCUUGACUCAAGAUCAAGGGGAAAAACCUUGAUACAAACCACUUUAUCAAAGCUCCUGAUGAACUUUGCUUUAAAUACUGAACUUGAGCAGCAUGAAAUGAGAAAAUGGUUUAGGACCCAUGAAAGACCCACUCCAGUGAAAAUCAUGUUUUUCUUGUUUUUCACAUGUUCAUAUGGCAUUUUUCUGAAGCUACAGGACAUAUCAUGAGAAAAGUAAGUUUUAAGUAUUUCUUCAUUCAAAUCGCUGUGAAUCUCUCACAGACGCAAACGACAGGUUCAGAUUCAGUCAGUGCGUUAACAUGCACAGUUUAAUCGGACUAAGCUCAUAAUUCGUUUUUUUUAUUUCUGCCAAAACGGACUUCUCUCCUUGUUCGCGAAUUAAUGUAAGCUGAGAAAAUUAAAUUAUUGACGUAAACGUGCCCCCCUCCCCAAACUAGGGGGUGAUAUGGGUCUUUUCAGCAACCCCAUACAAACGUCAACAACAACAGCAGGUCUGUGCCAGACAUCAGAAGUGGCUACAACUGCUGCUGGACAUUUUCAAGCAAGAAGAUGGAGCAUCGUACAGCGUUGUAUUUGUCGUACAGUUGAGAUGCAUGCUACUCCUCUUCUCUGGUGAUUUUGUUCCGGAGUUACAGGGGCGAGACACAUGCACACAUGCAUUGUCCGAUCAUACUCCGACUCUGCUGGUUACAUGACAAAGAAAAUUGAAUUCCAAUCGCAUUAUCUGAAUGUCAUAAUCGGAGUUCUCCGACUCCAAUCAGAGUUCUCAAACUCCGAUUAUAGUCGGACUAAGGUGUUUACAUGCACUUCAGUUGUCCGGUCUUAAUUGGAAUAAGGCAAUAAUUCGGUUUUCUCGAGUGUCAUGUAAAUGUACUGAGUGAGAUUUCCUACGUAGCGAAUCCAAGCUCCGCCCCCGGAGCCCCACUAUGCUGGCCACUCUGGGAAAAUUCUCGAAAGAAAGCUAAUAAUGAUAGUAGCUUUUAUCAUGCCCCUAAAGACAUUAGUGUCUCAGAGCUGAAUAGCUCCUAUGUUACCUGCCACUUCUACUACACCAGCAAUGUUAGGCUACAAGCUAGCGUUGACGAGGAGUGUGCAGAGCAACUGUCUCUGCCCACGACUUAGAGGUGAAUUGCUAAUGAUCUACUGGAGCUCUGCAGAAGGAAAGCCCUUGAAAGUGACACAGGUAAUGUGAGUUUGGCUUAAAACUUUAUAAUCACAAUUUAAAGACCACUGAUAACACUUUAAGUAGUAAAAAAAUGAUUGGAGUGGGACUUUAAAGAAUUUAGUUAAAUCUAGAGGAACCUGUGAAUUUUAAAGGUUUUCAACAGCUCAGAUUUCUUUUGACAUCCUUUUUAAAACUUUUUACUCUUCAGAUUGGAAGUAUAAUUGAAAACGCUGCAUAGCCACUUUUCUUAUGAGGGUGGUUCAGACCAAUAUAAUAACCCUGCAGUCAGGGGACCUGCGUGAACAAAGAGGCACAUAAAACAACAGGAGUCUGCAGUGCAGGUUUCUCCUGAACACUAAGUGCUUUAUACACGAUCAAAAUGCAGAAAGAUCAAUUGUGAUUAAUAUAGGGAGUUUUUGUUUUGUUCUGUACAGAAAUUAAGCAGGAAAUUUAAAGGAAAUAAAUGUCCUAGCCUCUCAAAAGUGCAUUGAUUUGGACAAUUUGAUAGUGUUUGUAAAUAAAAUGAUUGAUUUUCUCACAGUGUUUGUCCAGCUACAAGGAUAUACAGCUUUGAUUAGCAUUAUUGCUAACUUCCCAGUCUUGUAGUAGUUUGCAGCUGGGUCUAGCCAUCUCUGCAGCCAACAAAAACAAAGCCAAGAAAGAUCUGGGAAGAUUGCCCUGUAUUGUCCAGCAGGCUGUACACGUUCACGUCCUGAUCCAAAGAGUUAGAAAAACACCCAGUUGCGUUUUCUAUUCCGCACGCUUUGCUGUGUUGACAGGAAUCCAUCCAUUUUGUUUGCUAUGGCCUGGCCUCUUACUGUUCUGCUUUCUUGUCACUCUUUUUUGGUAACAGAUGGGCUUUCUCACAAGCGGAGGGGGAGAGAACGAGAGAAGGAGGGGAAGAAUGGCUGUAAAUCAGGGCUGCAGAGUCGAACGGGUGGUUUUAUGAGAGUUUACAGACCUUCUUCACUUUUAAUGAGAAAAGACAGCAAUUCUCUUCUUAACAAAGAAACAUGGAGCGAGGGGGAGUUGGGAGUGAAAAGGGAAUUUGUUUAGAGGAAAGAAUGGGAGGGGACGGGAAACAUGGGGAAAGAGGUAAAAGUCAAGUGGGAUUAGCAAAGGAACUGAACUGCUGAAGAGAAAAACCUUGAGAAGUAAGGAUAGGAAGGAAGGAUGAGAGGUCUAUCAAACACCGCUUGCAGGCACCCUCUUGGCAUUUGAAUUCAUAAGCAAUCUGUCUCUGCCUCACACGGUCCUGAUUGUAGUGAAUUCUGGUGGUUACAGUGUGCGCACACGUAAAAAAGAAACAGCAAGAGAGGUGUGGCAUUUGCAGCUGUUCACUUCAUUCUUACUGAAGCUGGACCUCCCAACACACUGACAACACUCAUUUGGCAGGCUGGCCAGAAAGUCAGAAGUCAAAGGUCACUGUCAUGCUGUGACACAUCCUAGAUCGCAUUACCUUCCCACCCCUGCGUGUUUUGUCUGCCUGUGUGUGCAAGUGCGUCUCCAGCAGGCCUGCCAGUCUGCGUCUGACUUUUUGUGCAUUUAACUGUUUUCAACUGACUCCAUGUGAGAGCUAUAGCCCCAUAUUUACUAUUUAUGUGUCUGUUUGUAAUAGAGUGUUAGUGUCUGUGUGUCGUCGGUAUGGCCCUGCCCACAGAGGGGCCCUGUAAUUAUGUCAAGUAGACCCCUUUUCCACGGCAGAGGACUGCAGGGAGCCCUUCACGGCUGCUGAGGCUCAAAACAGGCCCCCAGACCAUUGUCAUUCCCCCAAAGUCGAAGCUAUAUCCAGAUUUAGUAUUUAUUAAAACUUACAUUUUUUCAGUGCGUAAAUGCUGCUGAGCUGUAGCUACACCCUAGCAUUAAGAAAAAAAAAACUUAAACUUACCAAUUACAUGUGUCUGCAGGCGAAAGACAUGAUGUGGCAGCUGUAGUGCAGUCUGCAGACAGUUUGGACAGUGACACUCUUGUGGUGUUCGGGCUUCAGUCCAGCACAUUGGGCUCGCAGCAAAACAAUAACUGCGGUUAAAGUGGUAACUUUAAAGAUUUUACACAUCAAAGUGUGUUUGUAGGUCUUUGUUGAGUCGUGCUGCAUGUGUUUGUUACCGAAGCGGGAGCUGAGCAGAGUUUGAUGUAUUCGACGCGGGCUGUGGUUUAAAAUUACAAGCUGAAAAAUGGAAAAAAAAUCUGGAUAUCUGUCAGGAAUAAGAAGGGAGUUUUCCAGAUCUCUGGAGUCUGCUCCUCAUCAGACGAGAUUGAAUAUCCAUUUCUUUUUUUCCAUCAGCUGAGUUGCAUUGUGGGUAACAGCACGCAGUCAUGACAAGAGGAUGAGUUUAUGUAAUAUGAAAGAAGACAUCUCUGUCUUCGCUGCAUUGAUUUAGUUGUGUCCAACCUGAAUCGAACAGUUUCAUAAAAACGAAUGUGAAGUGGAGUGUUUUCCAGGCUUGGUCACUGAACUAGUUGAAUAGCCUAUUUUCUACAUUGUGCUCACAAUAGAGUAUUAUUACUGUAGCCUUCAAUCUAGUUUUUGUAGACCGUACACAAUGCAGUGAUCGGAAAUACUGCAGUUUCCUUUUGCCCCACAUAACAGAAGGCAGGUUGUGUUAUCCUCAAUAACAAGAUCUUGAUUUGUUACAUGAGCUUUUCCUCUUUGACUGCUCUGACAAAUAUCAGUUUCCUUCACUUUAAUGUAACUUGAUAAAUUAACAUGGUGAAAUAUUAAUAAAAACCCACAUUACAUAAAUAAUAAAUCUGGUACCGUCCUUGACCUAACCCCGAGGCAGCCCACAAGCAGUCUAUAACUUUCUGUCUGAGUGUGGGAAUAUGUUUCUGUUUGUAAUAAGAAAUACAGUGAGUCACUUGUGUUAAUACUGAACAGGUUUGAUUCAGCUGUAGAGUACACCUUUGUUGAUUGCAACACACCCAACAUGGAAAGCCAGGUGAGCAGGAAUUUUCAUGGGAAAUUAUUCAUAUUCCUGAGUGUAAACAACGCCAACAGUUACAGUCUUGCGCACACACACACACACACACACACACACACACACAUGUUCCCAGGUAUGCAGACUUGUUGUAGCAGGAUUUAAGAAACUUGGCAUGCCCUGUUAUGCUAAUCCCAGAAUUCCAUGUUUUUAUUGCCGUUUUAUGAUUCACUUUCCCUCACUAUCCUCCUCUCCUCGUCUCUUUCUGUGACUUUUUUUUUUUUUUACUGCAGUCCUAGAUUCCCAUUUGUCUUUUUUGUUCCGCAGACCAGUCUGUCUUUUCACAACAUAAGAAAAAUACCCGCCUUAUCUAACAUGAUAUCCUUCUUUCUGCCUCUUCUUAAACCAUUAGAGAAUAGAAACAGCUGGUUCGGGAUGAAAAUUAUACAGCUGCUCCUCAGAUGCCCUUUCUUUUUUUUUCACAGUCAGUGUAACACUUAGUGGAGCCAGAUAAACCAGAUGUUGUUUAUCUAUCAUAUCAGGAAACAGUAUAUGCCCGGUUCAAGACUGUGGCAGAUCAACUGUUCUUCUUCAGUCUGUUAAAGAGAUUGAUCUACACCACAUUAGUAAUUCAGCUUUCAUAUAAGUCUGCAGUUUUCCGAACUAUGUGUGGUCAAUUCAUCCUCAAGAAUUACAGUCAGCUGUUACAUAAGCCGGGAAAGAGUGCGUCUUGGCUGCAGAUUUUUGCAGGAAAAAUGGCAUAAAAACAGUGUCUCCUUUUUUCCUCAUCAUAACCUUUUUAGUUUUCACUUUCAGCGGCUUAUUCGACAUUUGCUUGGUUUAGUGGUGGAAUAAUUUGUGAGAUUGAGAUUGACUGAGUUGAAAUGCAUCUGCGUUGGGAUGCAAAAUGGCAAAAAUAUAGACCCAGGCUAAUUACAUUGCUGUCUCAUUGCUGCCUUAUUUAUUCGAAGUGACACACCACAAAUCUCCUUCAGGCAGACGGGAGAGUGAGAGCUCACACAGUUGGCUUGAUCGAUUAAGAAUUGAAAAUGGCUUUUUCUUUGCAGAACAAACUAUCCACUGACUAGAGAUCCUGACUUUUGGCUCGCAUUGAUCUCUCAUUAUCUAAAAAACAAUAAGGUUGUGACCAUAGACUGUAUAUAGAAUGGACACCGUCUGCCUCCUCGCUGGGUGAAGCCACCCUGAGAACAGCACCCUCUGUUGACGGGCUGCAGUAUAAAUCAUAAAUCCCGCCUCCUCCAGCAAUCCCUAUGGAGCUGUGGAGAAACUUUACAAAUUUAUCACACACAAUAUAAAUUUUUCUCCCCCCUGGUUGCGAUAUCGACAUGUAGUUAAGACUGAUUUGUGCUCAAGUCCUCUUUUUCCUGUGCAGCUUCGUUUUUAAAAGUUAUAAGGGGUUCAUGUUUUCUAUGGUUGACACUUGAUACAGCCUGUGGGCGUACGAAGAUUGCGUAGUUCAGCCGGGGGAUAUGCUGUUUGAGCAGAGCGUUACUGGUGGAACACAGAACCAAGUUGUCCAUAGUAAACACAGUCAGUGGUUGUGACUUGGUUUACAUUCAAUGAGUUUAAGGCUGAUGUUCAUAAUUCAGACAAAUGAGAGGAACAAGUGUUUGGGAAAUUGAACCUAAAAUUCAACUUUGCUGCAAACACAUAUCAGCAUCAGCACAUCCUUGCCUUUACCUCUGUCAAUCAAAAAUGAAAACUGAUUAAAACGCUGAAUGAAGCAACUUUUUAUUCAGAACAAACUAUCCGUAAUGUAUCAAACUCUAGGUGAUGGAAUAACACUUCAUCUAUUUCCUAUAACAGAACCCUUUUUUCAGUGCUUAAUCGAGAGAUAAGAAGAAUUUGAUUGCGUGUUCUGACUCUGCUUCGUAAUGUUUCCUCCACGAUGCGUGUUGGUGAGAACUGUCCACAAGUCUUGACUGCACUAUGUCGUAAUGUGUUUGCGCGUGCAUGUGUGUGUUACAAGCCGGAAAGCGGAGUUGGGGUGGGUUUACAAGUCUCUUGUGGCAUCAAGUUUAUGACGGUUCCAGUCAGCGAAGGGUUGGCAAGACUGCGCCAAAGAAAGAGAUAUUAGCUCUGUACAAAAUGAGCCUUUGUACGUGCGCUCACACAUGCACACUCACACGGACAAAAACCUACACACACCUUGUGUAUUAAUGUUUGAUCGUGUCUGUGAAUAAUUGAUGUUUCUGUAUUAUUUGUCCCUCUGGUGUCCUGCAGUCCUGUGUCUCUCUCUCUCUUUUCAGCCCUCCCUCUUUCUUGCUCUCAUUAAACCUGUUUUAUGUUUGUCUCUCCCUCAGGACGCUGCUGCUGCUUCACUAACGCCCUCAUGA